This is a messenger RNA of Mucor mucedo, 1304 nucleotides long. RefSeq lists its product as uncharacterized. The transcript has 2 exons. Gene Ontology annotation, cellular component: nucleus. Bases 254 to 922 code for a protein of 222 amino acids. The record is from RefSeq and is a predicted model, not a curated record. Gene Ontology annotation, molecular function: deSUMOylase activity. Gene Ontology annotation, biological process: protein desumoylation. Lineage: Eukaryota; Fungi; Mucoromycota; Mucoromycetes; Mucorales; Mucoraceae.
AGUUGAUUCACCUACACAAAAAAUUAACGAUAAAAUAGACGAAGAGGUAACUUCUUCAACAAUGUAGUCAAAUAUAAAAGUCUCAUUCUUUACAGUUAUUUAAUGUGAGAAGACAAAUCAUACAAGUAAAUACACGCACUGCAGAAAAAAUGAAUGGCAUACUAAUUAUUCAGCACAGAGCCGUAGCCAGGAUAUAGACACUUCUGAAUUCGAUGAACUAUUUGAAAAGACAAAGCCAGUCGUCGUGAAAGAAAUGGUGAAACCCUUAACAGAUAAAGAAAACAAAAUAAUCGAUGAAGCACUAUCAAGGAAAAAAACCGGUACUGCUUCCCAAUUCAAAAAGGUGACAGUAGAUUAUAAAGAUAUCCAUCGACUCAAGCCAGAAACUUGGCUUAACGAUGAAAUUAUCAAUUUUUACUUUGAAUUGUUAUCCGAGCGUCAAACACGAGAAGGAUUCCCUUCAAUUCAUUGCUUCAGUAGUUUCUUCUGCUCAACGCUCAGGGAUCAAGGAUUUGCAAAAGUGAAACGAUGGACAAAACGAGUCGACAUAUUCGCUAAAGACUUAAUAUUUAUACCAAUCAAUCAAUCAUACCAUUGGACACUAGGCGUGAUCGACAUGAAAAGAAAAGCAGUGAUUGUAUACGAUUCAAUGGGUGGAAAUCAUGAUCAUUCAUUAGAACUAUUUAUGAACUACCUUCAACAAGAACAUUUGGAUAAGAAAAAGACUCCUUUGGAUACAUCUGAUUGGAAGUUAGAAACACCAAAAGAUAUUCCUCAACAGGGUAACAUGUCUGAUUGCGGCGCUUUUACUUGUACAUUUGCAGAACGUUUAUCCAGAAACGAACCCUUUAAUUUCAGUCAACGAGAUAUGGUACCGAUCCGUCGCAGAAUGGUGUUAGACAUUUUAAAUAAGACCUUAUAAACACCACCAUAAAUUACGCAACCUUUUUUCCCUCACCAAUAAAGAUGUCGCUGGGGUUUUUAUUUUUACCAUGACUACAAAUUAUUGCCUAGAUGCAUGAAAACUUCAGAUUAAUCCUUAAUUAUGGUGAUUUAUCCCCAAUCACGUAUCCCAUGUAGGAUUUUAUUAGGCUUUAAGAUAAUAAAGUAUCGAGGUUGCAACAUAAAACCGCUCACAUAAUCCAUGGACAAGUUGCUAUACCUUAUUGCUAAAGGAUACGAGAACAUUCCUUUUGGUUUAGUGAUUUAAAAACCCAGCAAAAACAGAGUCACUUUAUAGCUCGAGAAAAAAAAAAGCGCACCCUUCCCGAAAGACAAGCUGAGCUACGAGAGUGCAAGAUUUG